Pezoporus flaviventris is the source of this 1447-nucleotide messenger RNA. RefSeq names its product transcription factor 4 (gene TCF4). Gene Ontology annotation, cellular component: transcription regulator complex. The transcript has 12 exons. Gene Ontology annotation, biological process: regulation of transcription by RNA polymerase II. NCBI's taxonomy places the organism in Eukaryota, Metazoa, Chordata, Aves, Psittaciformes, Psittacidae. The record is from RefSeq and is a predicted model, not a curated record. Gene Ontology annotation, molecular function: protein dimerization activity; DNA-binding transcription factor activity, RNA polymerase II-specific; RNA polymerase II cis-regulatory region sequence-specific DNA binding. The coding region runs from base 115 to 1440 and encodes 441 amino acids.
UCUUUUUUUCCCUAGGUUUAUGCCCCAUCAGCCAGCACCGCCGAUUACAACCGGGAUUCUCCCGGUUUUCCAUCAUCCAAGCCGGGCGCCGGCUCCUUCCCGAGCUCUUUCUUCAUGCAAGAUGGACACCACGGCAGCGAUCCCUGGAGCUCUUCCAGUGGGAUGAACCAACCCGGCUACGGAGGGAUGCUGGGAAACUCAGCCCAUCUCCCCCAGGCCAGCAGCUACUGCAGCCUGCAUCCGCACGAGCGCUUGAGCUUUCCAUCCCAUCCCUCGGGGGAGCUCAACUCCAGCCUGCCCCCCAUGUCCACCUUCCACCGCGGUCCCAGCGCCCACUACGGCCCCACAUCCUGCACCCCCCCGGCCAACGGCUCUGAGCCAAUCAUGGGCAACAGAGGAAGUGGGGCAGGAGGAAGCUCCCAGACCGGCGAUGCCCUGGGCAAAGCCCUCGCUUCCAUCUACUCUCCAGAGCCCACCACCACCAGCUUCCCAUCCACUCCUUCAACUCCUGUUGGCUCUCCCCCUUCUCUGGCAGGCCCAGCUGUAUGGUCUAGGAAUGGAGGCCAAGCGGCAGCAUCUCCCACUUAUGACGGGCCCUUACAUUCCUUGCAAAGCCGCCUGGAAGACCGCUUGGAACGCUUGGACGACGCCAUCCACGUGCUCCGGAAUCACGCCGUGGGGCAGGCCCCAUCGCUGUCCGCCCCACACGGAGACGUACACGCGUUGCUCGGGAACGGAGCCCUGCCCGGAUUGGCUGCGGGUUACGGGGCGGGGCUUCUGGCGGCCAAUAGGCACGCGUUGAUGGUAAGGAAGGGGGCGGGGAUAAAGGGGGCCAAUGGGAACCCCUCGCUGGUCCCCAACCCCUCGGCCCCAUCGCCGGAGCUGAACCCCCCCCAGGAUCCCUAUAGGGCCCUCCCCGGCGGCCUCCAAGCCCCCAGCGUCUCCUCGGCCAGCUCGGAGCUCAAAUCCGAUGAGGAAGGCGACGAGAACGCCCGCGAUUCCCAACCUCUGGAAGAGCGCAAGCUGGACGACGACAAGAAGGAGCUCAAAGCCCUGCCGAGGUCAAGAUCUAGCACCAACGACGACGAGGACCUGACCCCGGAGCAGAAAGCCGAGCGGGAGAAGGAACGGCGCAUGGCCAACAACGCCCGCGAGCGCCUCCGCGUGCGGGACAUCAACGAGGCCUUCAAGGAGCUGGGCCGCAUGGUGCAGCUGCAUCUCAAGAGCGACAAGCCCCAAACCAAGCUGCUCAUCCUGCACCAGGCCGUGGCCGUCAUCCUCAGCCUGGAGCAGCAAGUGAGGGAGAGGAACCUGAAUCCCAAGGCGGCGUGCCUGAAGAGACGGGAAGAAGAGAAGGUCUCCUCGGAUCCGCCUCCGCUCUCCUUGGCGGGGCCCCAUCCCGGCAUGGGAGAUGCUUCCAAUCACAUGGGACAGAUGUAAAAAGGCA